Pseudonaja textilis is the source of this 1410-nucleotide messenger RNA. RefSeq names its product RAB11A, member RAS oncogene family (gene RAB11A). The record is from RefSeq and is a predicted model, not a curated record. NCBI's taxonomy places the organism in Eukaryota, Metazoa, Chordata, Lepidosauria, Squamata, Elapidae. Gene Ontology annotation, molecular function: GTPase activity; GTP binding.
CGUCACUGGUCCGAAGGCGGGGAGGGAGCCGCGGCUGCUGCUGCAGGAGGAGGAGGAGGAGGAGGGAGCGGCCCCUUGGCUCUUGCCUGCGCUUCCUUCUUCGCUCCGUCCGCCAUCGCCGCCAUGGGGGGCUCCCGCGACGACGAGUACGACUAUCUCUUCAAAGUGGUUCUCAUUGGGGACUCCGGAGUUGGCAAAAGCAACCUCCUCUCUCGCUUCACGCGUAACGAGUUCAACCUGGAAAGUAAAAGCACCAUCGGUGUAGAGUUUGCCACCCGGAGCAUCCAGGUGGACGGCAAGACCAUCAAAGCUCAGAUCUGGGACACGGCUGGGCAGGAACGAUACCGAGCCAUCACAUCUGCCUAUUACCGUGGUGCCGUGGGGGCCUUACUGGUUUACGACAUUGCCAAGCACCUCACCUACGAAAACGUGGAACGGUGGUUGAAGGAGCUGCGGGAUCACGCCGACAGCAACAUCGUCAUUAUGCUUGUGGGGAACAAAAGUGACCUCCGUCACCUGCGAGCCGUCCCAACAGACGAGGCUCGAGCCUUCGCAGAAAAGAACGGCCUGUCAUUCAUCGAAACCUCCGCUUUGGACUCUACAAACGUGGAAGCUGCUUUCCAGACCAUCCUGACUGAGAUUUAUCGCAUUGUGUCGCAGAAACAGAUGUCAGACAGACGCGAGAAUGACAUGUCUCCAAGCAACAACGUGGUCCCCAUCCAUGUUCCUCCAACCACGGAAAACAAACCAAAGAUGCAGUGUUGUCAAAAUAUAUAAGAAGUUCAACUCCUGGAAAACGGUGUAUAUUCCCCCGGAUCUGAAUGGAAGUAGAGUUUUGAGCUGACAUUACUUUUACUUUCUCUCUCUCGUUCUCUACUCUCUCUCUUCCCCCUUUUUUUCCCCCUCUCCAUCACAUUUUGCCUUUAUUUUAUUCUCCUCUCUCCGUUUCCUCGUUUUGUCACCAUUUUCUCCUUGUCUUCCACCUCAGUUCUGUGACUCAUCUCUUUUCACACGAGGCUGCAGCAUCGUUUGAAAUGCUCGCGUCCUGCAAGGCAAACCUGGUUAACCGAUCAAAGCGGAUCACCUGCCUGGCUCACCUGGGGAAGGAGCAGAGGUGGCUUCUGUCAAAGCGUCCCCAAUUCAGACACUCCCAUCAACACAGUGGCACAAUUUGGUAGCUCCCUUGUCCACUAUGGCCUCAGGGCUUAGAUACCAUCCCUUUCUUUCUCUCUCUGUCUCCCUCUCUCUCUUGGCCUUCCAACGUCCCCAGGGCCCUGCAGACUACAGCUCCCAUCAUCCCUUCUAGCCCCACCGUUGGCCCGAGAUAAUGGGAGGUGUAGAAAAAGGGCUCUGGAGAAAGCUAGGUUGAGAGAGCCAUUCGUUCAUCCGGAUGGCCUGGGCCCUCGGGUC